Molecule: messenger RNA, 1326 nt
Organism: Fusarium sp. VM40
Lineage: Eukaryota; Fungi; Ascomycota; Sordariomycetes; Hypocreales; Nectriaceae
Source: the annotation of a GenBank genome assembly
AUGCCUCGUCCACAUGCCGCGAUCCCCCACUUCCUCCCACCACUUCAUAUAUAUCGACACAUUCUCCGCGAAACCUCAUAUCUGCCUCCAGCUAUCCGACCAGCGAUCCACACACAGAUUCAAACCCGAUUUCGGAAUCACCGCAAGAAUGAUAGAUUACGAGACAAGCACCUUGCCCAGGGUACUAAAACCCUGCGCCAUUUGAGGGCAGCCAAUAGCGGGGAGUCGUUUCGCAUGGAAAGUUUGAUGAUGAAAGCUUUCGGCAGAGCUGGAGCUCGAAGACGAAGUCUUCUCUCUGACUAUGUGAAGCUUGGGGAUCCUACGAAGGCCAAGGUUCCUAGCAAUUCAGAUGAUCUGGAGAAGUUGAUUAAGGAUGUUGAAUCGAUGGCCAAGUCUCCCGAGACCAACCCGACCGGGACUGCCGAAGCUACAACAGAAGUUGAAUCCUCGCCGAACGAGCAACAGGCCAAAAGCGCGGAACCCACACCAAGCGACGAGAUUGAGAAAAAGCCCAUUUCUCCUCGAGCUAAACGCGAGCCGAAGCCUCUUCAACCUGCAUUCUAUCAUAAAUGGGAUACAGAGAAACUGAACACGCUACUCCAGAGUCAGAAAGCACUUCAAGAAUCGGCAGUUUUAGCAUGGCCGAAACGUCCGAUCAAGAGUCUCAACCCUGACAAGGAUAUACCCGAAAAGAACAUAUGGGGGCAACCGCCUACCGAAAAUGUCUGCCAGGCCAAACGAGCCCGCUUCUGGAGGCGUGCCGCUGACAAGAUAAUGCCUCCGGUCAACAACGAAGAAUGGGAACUUCUCGGUCGGCUGAGCAAGGGUGCUCAAGAGGAAGACGAGCAAUGGCAGAUUCCACAGAGACGGCCAUCUGCGAAAGCUGUGCUUGCUGAAGACUCCAAGUUGUCGACUUUGGACUGGAACUGGGAGAGUUACGCUACUCAACCUACGAACAGAAUCGAGCGCAAGAGUCCACAUACAGCAUUCUCUUUCGUCGGUCGGGACAGGGAGAAACACCCUUAUCAAUCGCGAAUUGAGCAUAAGGAACUGACGCCGAGAUGGUUUCGCCGUGCUUAUCAGCGAGUCUGGCAGUUCACCCCCAGGGAGGCCUCAGACCAAAAACCAAAGACGAAAAAGAAUGCUUUUGAAUUCGGUGCCCUACCUAUUUCCGUUGUUCCUGCUUCGAAGGCGCAACUUGAAAUUUUCGAGGGCGUUAAUGCAAUGGGUCAGAAGUUGAAGGAUCGCCCCCAAUCUCAGGAAGCCCUCGAGUCUGAUCCUGAGACUGAGCCUGAGCUCGAGACUGAGCCCGAGACCCAUCCUUGA